GAGCAGAGGACAGUAUUUCCUAUGUAAUGUUAUUUCCAUGCAGGUCCAGCUCCGUGUCCUUUAAACAGACAACGUGUCCGGGUCUACAGUCAGAAUCAGUGUUCGUGAGUGUGCAACUAUUGACAGUAAUUUGUUGAAUUAAUGUGGCGGUUAGGUCAAUCUAAGAGUGUUUUCAGCUGAGAGAAAAGGGAACUGACGUGCGUCUCCUGCCUCUCUCCAGCACCGGGAUUCGUCGUGUCGAUUUGUUUGUUUAUUUCGCUCUGCGGCGCGUGCCUUGUGCUGCUGAUGCCGCGCGCUUCCCAGUGACAAAAAGCCGCUCUGCAGUUUGACCAAUCAAAGCGCUUAUCAGACUUUAUCUCUGUGGCGAACAAGUUCCACAGUCUCAUGCCUGUCACAUUUUUGCCAGUGCGUCAAAAGAAGAGAUGAUACCGGGUUCAGAGCGCCCCUCCUGCGGUCCCAAGGUCUCUCUUGUGGAAUCCCCGCUGGACCUUUAAAAGUAAACAUGCCGUGUAACGCCAGGGUCCUGCUUCUUCUUUUUCUGUCUUUGAUUCUAAUGGCCGAGUCUCGGAAGCUGGGAAGCAGGAGAAAGCGGUGGUCCGAGCCGGAGGAGACUCUCAAACCAGGAAAGACCCUGGGGGAAACACCUGAUGCUGUAGUUCUUGUUGGGAAGACAGGCUUGGAGGCUGGCAUGGUGAACGGUCCUCUGUCAAGGAAGAUCAUCGAUGGCACCAAAACACGAAAGCUGAAAACCAGUCACCUUCUGCGUGUGGACGAACACGACUUCACCAUGAGGCCAGCAUUCGCAGGUCCGGCUGUCCCAGUUGGAGUGGAUGUUCAGGUGGAGAGUUUGGACAGCAUAUCUGAAGUUGACAUGGUAUGCUGCUUGAAUGUUUGAAUGACUUGUAGUGCAACCAGUUUCACACUAUCUGGUCAGUCAAGGGCAGGUGAAAAUUUCACCUGCAGCAGAUAAUUACAAAUAAGAAAAACAAGUCAGAUUCAACAUAACUGAUGUUAUUAGAUGAGAAAGAUUGGAAGUUUGAAACAAAUGACCUCUGCUGCAACACAGGCACAGGAUGCUGUUCAGAUGCUGCAGCUAAUGAGUCGGCGCAGGAAUAUUUUUCUAACAGCAUGUAAACAAAUGCUUGACUGCCAAACAAAUUCUCUGCCACACUGUAAAAAAAGUCAGUAAAUUUACGGUAACAAACGGUAAAAGACCAACAGUUUUUGACCGUAAUAUCCAAAAACAUUUCAUUACCGUAGAAAUUACAUGGAACUACCGUAAGUCGAAACUG
Molecule: messenger RNA, 1292 nt
Organism: Poecilia latipinna (sailfin molly)
Lineage: Eukaryota; Metazoa; Chordata; Actinopteri; Cyprinodontiformes; Poeciliidae
Product: gamma-aminobutyric acid receptor subunit rho-2-like
Exons: 4
Coding region: 503-895 (130 amino acids)
Source: RefSeq, a predicted model, not a curated record